AUGCCAGAUAUAACAAUUGAUGGUUGUGGUAAAGAUGGUGCUAAUGGGAAUGAUGGAAAAGACGCUUCUAUAUUUACUAGUUCAGGGCGUAACGCAAAACCAGCAGAAGACGGCAAACAUGCAAAAAUUAUUAAUUUAACAUUAUCUUCGGUAAAGGGUUCUAAAGUGCCCGGUCAUAUCCACAUUACGGGUUCGAUAGGUAACCAACGCUUCGAAAGAGAAUAUUUCCUUGACCUCACAGGAAUGAUACAUUUUAGAGCUAAAGGUGGUAACGGUGGUGACGGAGGUGUAGGAGGUAACGCAUCAUAUGACAAUUCUACUUACGAUUAUCAAGGCACUGGUGGAAAAGGUACUAAUGGUGGAAAUGGCGGAAAUGGUGGUCGUAUAAAGAUAACUACAAAUGAACACGAUUCUCAUUUACUUACGUUGAUUGGUAAAUAUUAUAUAAGUGGAGGAAAAGGCGGGAAAGCUGGAAUGCAUGGAAAAGGAAAUCAUAAAUUUUAUAUGCUUCCCGUUAAUGGUAGGGAUGGGGAAAAUGGAACAUUUAAGUGCGGUGUUAUGACAGAAGAUGGUCAAUGGUAUGAGAAAUCACCGGAACAUACAAGUUUUUUGAAAAUAAAAAAUUUGAAAUAUGAACCUCAAGCAGAAAGUGGAAUUUUUGAACCCGGUAGUACAUUGAAUAUUACGAAUAUGGAACUCGAGAAUAUAGGGUCAGAACCUACUCCAAAGCAUACAUUGAUUAGAAUUGAGCUCGACUCCAAGACCAAGUGGGUUAAAAAUCAUUCUAUAUUCGCACCAUUACAUAUUCAUCCGAAUACUCAUAAAAGUCUAAGAAUGUCUGCGAUAAUGACGAAAAUUGAAAGACCACAUCAUAUUUCAUUUGAAGAAUCCUUUGGAUUCGACAUUAAAUAUCCUAUUAAUAUGAGUGAAGUAACAGCUAUUCGUGCUCAAAGUGAUAUCUACGUAUUAUUCUGGUCCGUUAGCAAUAUAAGCAAGUCAGCAUUAGGUCGUCAGUCAACCUUUGGACGUCAGGUUAAAACGGUUUUAACAAAUGAUGAAUCAAUAAAUGAAGAGAUUGAUAACCAAGAAAUUACAUUUAUCGAAGCGGGAAAAUCAAUUCAUAUUACGAGCAAAGUUAAACUGAAUAAUGAUAAUAGUUGGCAUCAUUUUACCGUGAAAUUACAAAUAGGACUGGUUAAUGAACCGAACAAACUUAAAUCCAUUCAAAAGCGUCACUUUAAAAUAAAAACAACAAGCAAGACUACCCAAGAUUUUAUACUCGAUGCUUCCAAUAAUGCAUGUGAAAAUAUUAAUACCAAACAGAAAAAUCUUUCCAAUAAAGGGUUGAUUGAUAUAUCAUUAUCUUAUCAUUUCGAUGAGCAAACGAAUUUAAAAAAGGUAUUAUUUAGAGGUUCAAUAAAGUUCAACGAUGGUUUGAACAUUUCUUUGGAUAAUUCUUUUUACUUUGGGAAAGGUGAAUACAUAUAUAUCGCAAAUUCAAGAUUUUUACAAGAAUAUAAUGUGACAAUAUCAACAAAACAGCAAGAAUCUUAUUUAUUUAGUCUAUUGAAAAAUAAACCCUUCAAACUUCGACUCCACCAAAUUGAAAUCGAUAGCGUUAAUGAUAGCGGAAUUAUCGAACCUGCCAGUGAUAUUAUUAAGAUAAAAUCAUUAAAAGUUCGUAAUGAAGGUGAAAUGCCUACUCCAAAUAAUUAUGGGAUUUACAUAAUUAUUUCAUCAAAGAAUAAUAUUAUUCCUAAAGAUAUCUUAUGUACGAUUACUGAUUCAAUCCGAUUCAAUCAAAAUCAUGAAAUUAAAAAUAUAAUUUGCAAGCGUACAAGGUUGAAUAAUCCUGAUAUAAGUAUCGUUCCUUUACAAUUUAGAGAUGAAAUUGUGCUUAAUGCGGUUCUUGAUUCUAAGAUCAAUUGUACUUUACAAGAUUUUAAUGAUAAGAGGAUAGAUUUACUAUUGCAGCAUCCUAUCUUAAUUGAUGAAUUUAUAGGAAUCAGAAGACCCUCAGCAACUCAAGAAAUAUAUAAUAUAUUUUGGAAGGUCAAAAAUAUUAGUAAUAUCGAAUUUGGGAAGAAUUCAAAAGAAAAACGUCAUAUCGAAAGUUCUAUUUAUAAUUAUACCAACGACGAUACUUUGUUUAGAAAUGAAAUCAACUAUUUAGAAUCAAAUAGUAGUUAUUUAUUAUCGACUAGAAUUGAACUCAAGAAAAGUUCCAAUGUUAAAAGUCAUUUUGAUAUAAAAUUAUUAUUGGGUUCAAUGGAAUCUCCUGAAGUUCUUUUACCAGUUCAAUCAUAUCCUUUUAACCUAUCAUCUUUGGGUGGAACAAUUUAUAAGCCCAUGGACUUGGUAUUUGAUUUAAAUGCUGGACGUUUAAAUUUAAACAAUGAACGGGAUGAUUAUACAAGUCCUGGAAGCGUUCAACUUAAUAUUUCAAUACCAAAUUUGGUCAAACAUAAAAUCGGUGAUAUUGCAGUGCGAGGAGCAUUACAAUUUACGAAUGGGUGGAAAGUUAAUAUUAAUGAUUGUUUUUCAUUAGGAAAUACUGGUAUGAUUUAUCUAUAUCCUAACGGAAGAAAAGACCUUUACAAAGGAACGAUCGAUAUUGAAAUUGCGCAAGAAGAUUUUGACCUUCUUUACUUGAUUGAAAGUUCUAGUUUGGAAAAAUGCAAGAAUCAAUUAUAUAAAGUUAUUACCAGUUCAAUUUUAGGUGGUAACCAAGUUCAAUUAUAUUACCAAAUUUAUAAGUUCAAAAAUACUGGUGGAAUGCCAACUCCUAAUAAUUAUAAAAUUUCAAUUGAUUUUUUAACUUCAACUGGUAUAUCAGUAAUUAAUGAUAAUUCCUUGCAUCUAUCUAAAUCUAUCGAACCUGCUCAAGAAAUAUUAUUGAGUCAAGAUAAUGAGAAACCUUUAGGGUUUCAAAUCAAUGAACAUAGAAACUUUUCAAAAGAUAAACCUCUGGAUAAAAUAUUCACAGUUAAUGUCAAAUAUCCAGUGCAAUUUAAUGAUCAGAUCAAAUCUAAUGUAAAUAGAAAUGUAACAAGAGUUUCUUGGAAAUUAAGUAACAUUAGUCAAAUCGACCUAGGUUCAAAAUCAAAAUCGAGGAGAAUUGUCAAAGUACAAAUUAUAAUUGAUAGUAUAUUACCGGAAAAUAGUCUAAAAUUUAAAUCAACUCAGGGUUUAUCAACCUAUCUUGAACAAGAAAUUUUACUAUUAAAUGGUAAACAAACAAAGGAAAUGUUUUGUGAUUUAGUUCGAAAGAAACCAAUUAAAAUAUCACCAUCAUAUAAAACAAAUAAUAAUAGUGAUUUGUUGCUAGUGACAAAUUCUAAAACUACCAGAAGGGACAUUGAGGGUUGGUAUAAAUUAUGUCAGGAGCUAAAUUUGACCAUGUCUUUAUGGGAUAUUAAAAAGGAAGGUCAUUUCGAUUUAUUGGAGUCUGGUAUAACGACGGAUUUUUCUGGGAAAUCUAUAGUUAUCCUUAAUAACGAGUUCGAGAAAGGUAAUAGCAUCAUAGAAUUAUUAAAUCCGCUUCAAUUUUAUCAAGCGGUAAACUCCCAUGAUAUUAAGUUUUACUUAGUCGGGACAACAAUCAGUGACAAUAAAAUCAAGAGUUUAUUCAUUCCAGAAGGUUUGAUACAAAAGUCAGACAAUGCGCUCAUAACUACUAAUUUUAAUACGAUUAAAAAUUAUGUAAAAGUUCAACAAGAAUCAAAUACCGCUCAAAAAACAGAAAUCGAUUGUAUUAAUACGAGUUUACGACCAAUAAUCAGAAUGAAUUCGAAAUCUGGAUCUAACCAUUAUGCAAGACAAAAGGUUCAAAAAUUAUCGAUUUUCGCAGAAAAUUGUUUUAAUAAUCGUAACAUUUUUGUAUCAAUACUUGGUAACAAAAGAUCAAACGAUCGAAUUAUUUCAUGCAAGACUUAUAACAGGACAAAAAAGUAUUUGACGUACCAUAAUAGAGACCCAAAAUCUCCUAUUAAUAGUAAAACAACCAAAAUUGGAUUAUUAUCUUGUAUUUCUUUCACGAAACGUCUAGAACAAUUGCAAGUAAUGAUGUUUUCACAUGAUAAAGCUUCAAAUGAAAUUUUAGAGAUUCAUAAAAAUUUAAUUGAAGUGGAUCUAGCGAUGGAAAUCAUAAGUUUAUGCGAAAGACUUGAAUUUGAUAGUAUAUCUGAUGAUACUCUAUUUACUUAUUUCACAUUCUUCAACAAAUUUUGCAUGGAAUUUAUUGUGGGUAUAAUUCCAAAAGAAGCUUCUCUUUCUGCUUCAAAUUCUGAUUGGAUACUCAAUGUCUUGGCAAAAUUAAAAGUAUCUGUUUCAGUACUUAAAUUAUUCAAAUUGGACCAAAUAAUUCAAUUGCAAUAUCAAAAAUCCUUUCAGCUUAUAGUUGAGCAUACUAAAUUCUUGAAUAUCCAGUCAAUCAAUGACGUAUUGAAAUACAAAGUGAAUUCCAUAAUGGAACAUUGGAGUAAACAAUAUGCUCAACAAAAUGUAUUAAAAUUUGUUAAAUAUAAAUUGCUUGAAUUUUUAUAUAUUGAAGGAAACUUGAAAACAGAAUGGAAUUAUUUAAAUGAUAGUAUGGACAUAAUUUUGAACGAAGGAGAAUAUAAUGAUUAUAAUAACUUUCAUGUAAUAGCUCAUAAAAUCAUUGAUGAGUAUAGUAAGGAUUUUAAGGAAGAAAUUGAGCUAUUAGCAAAACAAAAUGCUUUUAUAUUACGAGACAUUAAGGAUGGAAUCAUAAUUAUUAGAACCGAGAAAUUUAACCAUGGAUCUGAGAAAUUUGAUAAAAACCACGGAUCUGAGGAAAUUAUUAAAUACCUUGGAUCUGAGGAAAUUAAUGAAGACCAUGGAUCCGAGAAAAUUAAUGAUAAAAAUCUUGGUACCGAAAGUAUAAAUAAAGAUCAUGGAUCUGAGUUUGUUAAUGAGAAAUAUCUUAGCACAGGGAAAAUCAAUGAAGUUCAAGAGUUACAUCGAACUCUAAUCAAGGAUUAA
This is a messenger RNA of Funneliformis geosporum, 5004 nucleotides long. NCBI's taxonomy places the organism in Eukaryota, Fungi, Glomeromycota, Glomeromycetes, Glomerales, Glomeraceae. The record is from the annotation of a GenBank genome assembly.